This is a messenger RNA of Odobenus rosmarus divergens (Pacific walrus), 696 nucleotides long. Its product is annotated as chromosome unknown open reading frame, human C4orf51. The coding region runs from base 1 to 696 and encodes 231 amino acids. The record is from RefSeq and is a predicted model, not a curated record. The transcript is spliced from 5 exons. Lineage: Eukaryota; Metazoa; Chordata; Mammalia; Carnivora; Odobenidae.
AUGUCACACUUCUUCUACUUGACUCCACAGAUCGUUCUGCCCUUUAGCCCUCUUACCUCUCCAGAGUUCGAUCUGAUCAGACGCAAGGCUGGAGCAUCUUGGCAGAAGGAAACAAGAUGGUUGGACUCUUCUGUAACAACAUACACAGGCAGUUACCGGAAAAAACAACUGGAUAAGUCCACGAGCAGCCGAUUUUCUUUUAAAGCAGGACAGCAUCGGCCUGAGUGUAACCAGAUAUCAUCACCAAAUUCUGCCUUCAGUCCCACAGUCUGCAGGGCUGGCUCCCGAGAGACUACGGAUGCGAAGUCAGUUCUUCAGGAACAGGGUAAUUCCUCAAGCAAGGCGGGCUCGUCUGAAGACUCACAAGGGGAUCAGUACUCCGAUUAUAGUCUGGGAGCACCGCCCUCCCCCCACGUCCCGUCCGCCGCCCGCCCUCCCGUGCGGAGCGCGCUGGAGGCGGGGCCCGGGCCCGGCGGCCGUGGAGGCGGUGGGGAGACCCGGCGCGCGGGAAGGAACCCGCCGCGGUCUCGGGCAGCAAAGGGCCCCAGCGGCUGGUGUCCUCUGAGGGCAGGCGGAACUGUGUGUGUCUUUUAUCGAGACAUUGACAUGGCGAGGUUGAACGAUGCUUCUAACAUAGCCAAGAACAAAUGUCUCUGCUGGAGGAUGACCGAGGGUUCGGGGGGCUUCCUGCCCUAG